CCGGCCAGCUCGCGGAGAAGGGGGCGAUCGAGAGUGCGCUGCGCGGCGGGGCUGUCUCCGGAGAGAGGCGGGCGGGCGAGCCGGAGGGGCGGAUUUCUUCUUCUUCGCCUUGUCCAGCGCCGGGACGCCGCAGAGCAGCGCCCCAGGGCCGGGUGCCUCGCCCCGGGCAGCGGGGCUUUGUUGGCUCGCCACGUGAACCCACUUCGGGACGGCGGCUGCCCGCCGGGGAGCCCCAGACAAAGCCCCAUUGAGAAGCGGGCAGGGGACGUCCAGCAACUCCAGGGGGAGGCUGGAGAGAGACCAGCGACCCUCCCCCGCGAGCAGGAGCCACCUGAGGGGAGGGGGCAGGCGGGGGUGGGUUCUUAGCCCCCCCACGCGUGUCUCUCUCCUUUCCGGGCUGGGGCUGGGCGAGAGAGCCGAACCCAGCGUGUGGGGGAGAGAUGCUGAAAGGAGCCGCUGAGCUGGGAUCUAUGGAGCAUUUUAUAGGAGAGAAGUAACGCUGCCAAAAUCCCGCCAGGGAGUGAUAAAAAGGAGCCUUGGACGUAUCAGUUCCCCCCCACCCCCUCCUCCAAUGCUUCCCGCACUGGCCGCACAGCGAAAUGGGAAGGAGCAAUAGCGCUUUACGGUCUUGCAAAGGGAAGCUUCGAAACUAACCCAGGAGCCUCCAGAUCCAAGGAGGAGGAACCGCUGCAGGCUGCUGGUGUGUGUCCUCAAUGAACAGGAGCCGGGGCUGGAACCGCUGGCAACUCAUCUAGGACAAGUUUGUUUUUUUUUUCCCCGAAGGGUCCAUUUCUCCGAAGGACCAUGGAGGAGUGGAGGCAGUGUGGCCGCUGGCUAAUCGACUGUAAAGUUUUGCCCCCGAACCACAGGGUGGUCUGGCCCUCAGCUGUUGUCUUUGACCUGGCUCAGGCUUUGAGAGAUGGAGUCUUGCUCUGCCAGCUGCUUCAUAACCUGUCACCUGGAUCUAUUGAUCUCAAGGACAUCAAUUUCAGGCCACAGAUGUCACAGUUUCUCUGUUUGAAGAACAUUCGAACGUUCUUAAAAGUCUGUCAUGACAAAUUUGGGCUAAGGAACAGCGAGCUGUUUGACCCCUUCGACCUCUUCGACGUGCGGGAUUUUGGAAAGGUGAUAUCAGCUGUAUCCAGACUUUCCCACCACAGUAUCGUUCAAACCAAAGGAAUUAGACCCUUCCCUUCCGAGGAGACCACAGAGAACGAUGAUGACGUCUAUCGGAGCUUGGAGGAACUGGCUGAUGAACAUGAUCUGGGGGAGGAUAUUUACGACUGCGUCCCUUGCGAAGAUGAAGGCGACGAUAUCUACGAAGAUAUCAUCAAAGUGGAAGUUCAGCAACCCAUGAUUAGAUAUAUGCAGAAAAUGGGAAUGACAGAAGAUGACAAAAGAAAUUGCUGUUUGCUAGAAAUUCAGGAGACCGAGGCCAAAUAUUACAAAACACUUGAAGACAUAGAAAAGAACUAUAUGAAUCCAUUAAAGCUGGUACUGACUCCACAAGAGAUGGAAUCUAUUUUUAUCAAUUUGGAGGACCUAAUUAAAGUGCACUUCAAUUUCCUGAGGGCCAUCGAUGUCUGUAUGAUGUCUGGAGGAAGCAGCUUGGCGAAAGUUUUUCUAGAAUUCAAAGAAAGGCUGUUGAUUUAUGGCGAGUACUGCAGCCAUAUGGAAUGCGCCCAAAAUACCCUGAACGGGCUCAUUGCAAACAGAGAGGACGUUAGGCAAAAAGUUGAGGAAUGCACGUUGAAGGUUCAGGAUGGGAAGUUUAAAUUGCAAGAUCUGCUGGUGGUACCAAUGCAAAGGGUCUUGAAGUAUCAUCUCCUAUUAAAAGAGCUUCUCAGCCAUUCGUCUGAUCGGCCAGAAAAGCAACAACUCAAGGAAGCUUUGGAAGCCAUGCAGGACUUGGCCAUGUACAUAAAUGAAGUCAAGAGAGACAAAGAGACCUUAAAGAAAAUACGUGAAUUUCAGAAAUCUAUAGAAAACUUGCAAGGGAAACUGGAAGAAUUCGGGAGGCCAAAGAUAGACGGUGAACUGAAAGUCCGUUCAAUAGUGAACCACACCAAGCAGGACAGGUAUUUAUUUUUGUUCGAUAAAGUGGUGAUCGUCUGUAAAAGGAAAGGAUACAAUUAUGAGUUGAAAGAAAUUAUCGAGCUGCUUUUCCAUAAGAUGACCGAUGAUCCCAUGAACAACAAGGACAUUAAGAAGUGGUCAUAUGGGUUCUACCUGAUUCACCUUCAAGGAAAGCAGGGCUUCCAGUUUUUCUGCAAGACGGAAGACAUGAAGAGGAAGUGGAUGGAGCAGUUUGAAAUGGCAAUGUCCAACAUUAAGCCAGAAAAAGCCAACGCAAAUCACCACAGCUUCCAGAUGUACACGUUUGAAAAGACGACCAACUGCAAAGCGUGCAAGAUGUUUUUAAGAGGAACUUUCUAUCAGGGCUAUCUGUGCAUGAAAUGUGGAUCAGGUGCUCAUAAAGAAUGCUUGGAAAUUAUUCCUCCCUGCAAGAUCAGUUCUCCAGCGGACCAGGACUCAUUAAAUACAGGACCUGGUCCUAAAAUGGUGGCUGUUCAGAAUUACCAUGGCAACCCAGCUCACCCAGGAAAGCCAGUGUUAACGUUUCAGACCGGGGACAUCAUAGAACUGCUUAGAGGGGACCCUGAUUCGCAGUGGUGGGAAGGGAGGUUAAUACAGACAAAGAAGUCUGGUUAUUUUCCCAGUUCAUCGGUGAAGCCCUGUCCUGUGGACGCCAGGCCUCCCAGCAGCCGGCCUCCUUCGAGAGAAAUAGACUACACGGCGUAUCCUUGGUUUGCAGGAAACAUGGAGAGGCAACAGACAGACAACCUGCUGAAGUCGCACGUCAGCGGGACGUACCUGAUUCGAGAGAGACCAGCAGAGGCCGAGCGCUUUGCCAUCAGUAUUAAGUUUAACGAGGAAGUCAAGCACAUUAAGGUGGUGGAGAAAGACAACUGGAUUCACAUCACAGAAGCCAAAAAGUUUGAAAGCCUUUUGGAAUUGGUCGAAUACUACCAGACCCACUCGCUGAAGGAGAGCUUUAAACAGCUGGAUACAACGUUAAAAUAUCCAUACAAAUCCCGAGAACGUUCUACCUCCAGAACCUUCACUCGCUCCCCAGCUUCCUGCGCUUCCUACAACUUUUCUUUUCUCAGUCCUCAGGGCCUCAACUUUUCUUCUCAGAAUUCCUCCACUCCUUUCUGGUCAGUGGUCACGCCUCCGGCCAUAGGGACGGCGGUGGCACGCUACAACUUCGCCGCACGGGACAUGCGAGAGCUCUCUUUGCGAGAGGGCGACGUGGUGAAAAUCUACAGCAGGAUAGGCGGGGACCAGGGAUGGUGGAAGGGAGAAACAAAUGGAAGAGUUGGUUGGUUUCCUUCGACCUACGUGGAGGAGGAGGGAGUAUAACGAGGACUGGAUCUCUGGCAGGCGUCGCCGAGCGCCCAGGAAAAGCCACUGCAGAGUGUGCACAGUGGUCCCAACGCCCAGGGCUCUGAGUGAAACGCAAUCAGAAAUCCUCCAGUAUUAACAAGUCUAUUGUGAAUUGUUUACAAUCAAUCCUCUGUAAAGUGUGUGUGCGCGUCAGGGGUUGCCACUGGCUCUCAGUCCUGGGUUGUGUUACUUGUGUGUAAGAGAGAGUGUCUAUAAGGUAACAUUUGUCUGUAACAGCAGAAGGAGGGUCCUGGGAAGAUCAUGCUCAACAGCCCUGCCUGAGCAGGACAACUCGGCACAGCUCUGCUCAGACACUUCAUCCAAACCCGUUUCACGGAGGGUGUCUCAAAAGCCACCCUGGGGCUCAUGGGAGGCAGGGGCCAAAGGUUCACGCUGACUGAAGGUGGAGGGAGCGUUUCAGAUUUCUACUGAGAAGGAGGAAGCCAGCCCCAAAGUAUCAGAAGAGGCGACCUCACCCCACCCUGCUCUCUCCCCCUGCUGCUUGAAUGGACCCCUCUGGAUAGCGAUUUUUCUUGUCAAGUCAGUGUGUUUGACGGCAGAGCCCAACUCUGCUGCCCCCCUGAGGUGAUUUGGGGAGCAGAGCAGAGCAUGGUGAGGAGGCGUCUCUCUGUGAGCUUUGUAAGAUACCCGUUGUAAACUAGGAAUGAGUUUUUGAAGAGAGAGAGAGAGAGAGAGACAGGCGUGAAGUCAAACUGGAUACAGCCACCCCCAGACAUCAUGAGAGAGUUCCAGUUUUGCAACGUGGGUCCGUUCUCUUGGACUAACUUUGGUCCCACUAGAUUCACCCAGGGCAGAAGGGACAGCACCGCCUGUAUCAGGAUGUCUGGCGGUGUUCGGGGUUUGCGGAAUGUGCCCUCCCUGGGAAGAGUAUUUGGAAGCCAUUGAUGUGCUGGGUGGCACAUACGGUAAUAGCUCCAGAUGUGCAUCAUCUGCUCCAGCGUGUGCACCAUUCACAGCGUACCUGUCCUGUGCUUAACAAGAAUAUAGACGCCCCUGCCAGAUGAAUGGCCCGUUCCUGUAGCCAUUAUACGCAUCUGCCUCAUUGACCUCCAACGGGGCUCACUCACCUGAUUAAGGACCGCAGGCUGAAUCCCUCAUUAUCCAAAAAUACAUUGUAAAAGAGUCUCUUUGCCCCAUCCACCAGCACCAUGAGGUUACGCCCCAGGUCUUUCCACCUGUUCUUCCCCCUCCCCCCCGCCCGUAACCCCUGGAGCCAAUAAGAAAAAUUCUGUGUUGCCCCCUCACUGUGUCUUUUUCAUCAUUGCACUACUCUGAAUAACAUACUCCUGGGUCUCUCCCUUUCCAAGUUAUGUCCAUUUUAUGGGAUAGGCAGAACUGUCCAGUGGAAUCAAUUUCACGUGACCUCUGCCAGGUGCUGCCCUUUGCUCACCAGGGUGGCAUUUCCUUUCAAAGUGCAUUAUUUAAAACAAACAUGAUGCAUCCCCGACAAGGAACAACUCCCACUUCCCCCACUGCCAAGCCUAAGAAAUUCUCCUCCUGUUGCUUUAAAUGAGGCGUGGUCUGCGCUACAGAGUUAGGUCGACCUAAGGCAGCUUAUGUCCACCUAAUUGUGUCAGUGUACACACUACAGCCUUGCUCCUGCCGAUGGAAGUGCCCUACUAUACUAACAUCAUAACUCCACCUCCAUCAGAGAGGCAUAGGGCUUAUGUCGGUAUAGUUAGGGUGACGCAGUGUCUGUGUAGACACUGCAUUACUUACAUUGGCUGUUGGCUGUCAUUCUUGUCAAAUUCACGGCUCCAGCUGGGCAGCCAGGCUCCUAGUGGGGAGCUGCAUGUGGAGCUGAGAUCCUGGGCUUUCAACCCCCCCCACUCACCCCCCCACUGCCCUCUUAAGUCGGUGGAAGUGCUCCUGGUGAGGACGCACACCAUCGACAGAAGAAGAGUAGUGUGGACAUGAACCACUGCAGUUGUAAGUCGACCUAAGAUUCUAGUGUAGACAUGCCCUCAGUGCACUUUUGGAUCGUUGCUCCCAUCUCAUGUUUUUCAGCAGCCCGACAGCUUUGAGACUUUGCUACUGGGCUUUGGGCCAGAUUCUGCUCUCAUUUGCACUGAUGUAAAUCCAGAGGAACUCUAGAUUUGCACUGGCGUAAUGGACACCAACUGAAGUGAUCACGGCUGCUCGCCUUUAGAGGAGAGCUAUAGCCACACAUCUUACAAUGGACGAAUAAAGAAACGAUAUCUAGCCAUUCUGCAAAUGCUCCAGGUAUAAUCUGUGGAAUUAUAGCCAAAUUGUUGCUGCCAGAUUGGGAUACUAAAGCCAAAAGGAUAAUUCUGUGCAGUGAAUGAAAAGGAAAACAAACGACCUUUGAAGGUAAAUUGCUGUUUAGUGACCAGGCACAAGCUGAAUAAUUUUGCUGCUUGUUUUGAUGUAUGUUUUCCUGUGUUCUGUCUCAAUCAGUGUGAACUGCCUGUUUGCUCGUUCUUCCUUGUGCCAAAGCCGCCAGUGAAACAUUCACGUUGCACCAUAUUGAUUAGAAAAUAUUUUAGUUUAAGCGAUGAUUGACUAAGCGAUGCCUGCUGCUCAAAUGCCAGAGUCUAAACAUCCCUGUGGUCAGGUUAUAGGGGAUUGCAAUUUGCACACAUCCCAGGGGCGGUUCCUCUUACCCAUUUUGCUCUGCAGAGUGCUGGAAAGAACAGAGCAGUCAGAUGUCUUGUGGUUUUGUUAAAGGCUAUUGUCCGGUGCUAACCUAUCUCAGUUCAGUCUUCUUGAUUGUCCACAACCUUUGUACCUUUUGACUUUUGUCAUCUCAGCCUGCCAGUAUUGAAAAGAAAUGAGGCAGAGCUUUGGAGAAGGAAGCCAAAAGGAGGCUGAGGGUUUGUGUACAUGGGGACACUCAGGAAAAUUAAUCUGAAUUAAUUUUUAAAGUGGAUUAGAUAAACUGCAUUACAUCGUUUUGUGGAUGCUCUUAUUCAGAAGUAAAGUGGCCUUAAUUCAGAUCAGUUGACUUCACUUUGGAAAUUAAGUUUGAAUUCAGCUAAGGACACUUUAAUUCUAAAUGAUUGUCCACACAAGUCUUAAUGCAGUUUAACUAAUCCACUGUGAAUUCACACCCUUAGUUAGUUCAGAUUAAUUUUCCUGAGUGUCACCAUGUACACAAGCCAUAUGGGGAGUUGCAGGCUUAGCUGCCACUGAAAGGGAAUUGGGAGUUGGGCACUCACAUCCAUUAAACUCCUUUGAGAAUCCCAGCCUACAGGCCGAGCUUCUCAAGGCUCACUGGUGAUUUUGGUUGCCCAUCUUCAGAUGACUUCAAGGGGCCUGAUUUCCAAAAACUGCUGAGUAUCUGCUCUCUGUGGGAAAAAAAGUCUUUAAGAUGUCACAAGUUAGGCACCCAAAAAUCACUAGUCACUUUUGAAAAUGUAGACCAAAGGAUCUGAUUCAACCUUCGGUAGCAUCUGAGGGCAAAAUUUGGGUCCAGAAGACCCAACAAAAAAUGGAUAAAGAGAAGAAAAUUCAAGAUAAGAACAUAAGAAUGGCCAUGCUGGGUCAGACCAAAGGUCCAUCUAGCCCAGUAUCCUGUCUUCUGACAGUGGCCAGUGCCAGGUGCCCCAGAAGGAAUGAACAGAACAGGGAAUCAUCAAG
Molecule: messenger RNA, 7068 nt
Organism: Mauremys mutica (yellowpond turtle)
Lineage: Eukaryota; Metazoa; Chordata; Testudines; Geoemydidae
Gene: VAV2
Product: vav guanine nucleotide exchange factor 2
Exons: 29
Coding region: 805-3423 (872 amino acids)
Biological process (GO): regulation of GTPase activity; intracellular signal transduction; cell migration
Cellular component (GO): cytoplasm
Molecular function (GO): guanyl-nucleotide exchange factor activity; protein binding
Source: RefSeq, a predicted model, not a curated record